Molecule: messenger RNA, 4210 nt
Organism: Pseudogymnoascus destructans
Lineage: Eukaryota; Fungi; Ascomycota; Leotiomycetes; Thelebolales; Thelebolaceae
Exons: 3
Coding region: 188-4150 (1320 amino acids)
Biological process (GO): intracellular calcium ion homeostasis
Cellular component (GO): endoplasmic reticulum membrane
Molecular function (GO): ATP hydrolysis activity; ATP binding; P-type ion transporter activity
Source: RefSeq, a predicted model, not a curated record
CUUACCUGACAAAAUCCCAUAAUUGUGGCUCGAAGCGGAGGUUUGGAAACCCAAAGGCCACAUAGACGACCGCCUUCACGACAUUCAACAGUAACGUCGACAACAAGAGACGGCACCGAUGUCGACUUAAUAUUUAGAAAUACCCGCUUUUCGCUUCUCUUUCGGGAAUUCCUUUCUGCAUUGCAUCAUGGCGCCCCUCGUCGAUAAUCCGCAGAUUGCAGCUGCGACAUUACACAAUCCGCUGCCAUUAUACUUGCACACUUAUGUCUGGCCGUUUAUGAUCAUCUGGCCUGUCUUCUUCAGAUAUUAUCUCUCCGAGGAACUGUACGAUAAGCAUAUUGGAGGCCAGGAAUGGACCUUUGUGUGGUGCGGCGCAAUAAUUACGGUACAGAGUCUGGUUUGGCUCAGCACCAACUGGAACGUCAACUUGAAGUCAUUGUUCACGUCUACUACCGCCAAAACCGUGAAGGAAGCUCAAUUGAUCAAGGUCCUGCCAGUUGCAAAUGCCGGAACUUCUGAGAUCUGUAAGAUCGUCAGAGAUAAUGCUGGUGGCAAACCCAACACCUCCUUCCUCUUCCAAAAGCGCCGGUUCCUCUAUAAUGAGAAGUCCAACUCCUUUUCGCCGUUAACCUAUGCGAUCGAUGCCGAGCCAAAGCCACGCAUCGAGACUUUCCACAAAUCGAGGGGUAUCUCAUCGUCAUCUGAGCUCUCAAGGAUACAGCAGCAUUAUGGGAACAACACUUUCGACAUUCCAGUUCCUACUUUUCUGGAGCUAUUCAAGGAGCACUCCGUAGCCCCCUUCUUCGUGUUCCAGAUUUUCUGUGUCGGGCUGUGGAUGUUGGACGAAUAUUGGUAUUACUCGCUCUUCACCCUCUUCAUGUUGGUCGUCUUCGAGAGCACUGUCGUUUGGCAGCGCCUGAGGACUCUCAAUGAGUUCCGUGGAAUGAGCAUCAAGCCUUACAACAUCUAUGCAUUCCGGGAGAACAAAUGGGUCGAGACGGAAAGCGACAAGCUUCUGCCAGGCGACCUUGUUUCUGUUGGCCGAACCAAGGAGGACAGUGGUGUUGCUUGCGAUAUGCUCUUGGUUGAGGGAAGCGCUAUUGUCAACGAGGCCAUGCUUUCUGGCGAAAGUACUCCUCUCCUUAAGGAUUCCGUACAACUCCGCCCUGGCGAUGCUUCAAUCGAACCAGAGGGACUUGACAAGAACUCAUUCCUGUAUGGUGGCACCAAGGUGCUCCAGAUUACCCACGUCUCUAUCGAUGAAGAGCGACCAAAGCUUGCCUCUGGUGUCCCAGCCCCACCUGAUAACGGAGCCAUGGCUAUUGUUGUUAAGACUGGGUUUGAGACGUCUCAGGGAAGCCUGGUUCGCACUAUGAUCUACUCUACGGAACGUGUGUCUGCCAACAACGCAGAGGCCCUGUUCUUCAUUUUGUUCCUCCUUGUCUUCGCAAUUGCCGCAUCCUGGUACGUUUGGGAUGAGGGUGUGAAGAAGGACCGCAAACGCUCUAAGCUUCUCCUCGACUGUGUCUUGAUCGUCACUAGUGUUGUUCCCCCUGAGCUUCCUAUGGAGCUUAGCUUGGCUGUCAACACUUCUCUGGCUGCCUUGAGCAAAUAUGCUAUUUACUGUACUGAGCCUUUCCGCAUCCCAUUUGCUGGACGCGUUGAUGUUGCCUGCUUUGAUAAGACCGGUACUUUGACCGGCGAGGACCUCGUCGUUGAAGGUAUUGCUGGGCUGGGACUUGGCGUUAGCGGAACCGAUACACCACGUGAGAACGAUGGUGCUCACAGCCAUAUCACAAAGGUCUUAGAUGCCGGACUUGAGACUACACUGGUUCUAGCCACAGCGCAUGCAUUGGUCAGACUUGAUGAAGGCGACAUUGUCGGUGAUCCUAUGGAAAAAGCCACUUUGACGUCUCUUGGAUGGAAGUUAGGAAAGAAUGACACCCUCACCAGCAAGUCCGUUGUUGGCAUGUCGAAGGGGCCAAACUCCAUUGCUGCAAACACUGUCCAGAUCAAGCGCCGCUUCCAGUUCUCCUCUGCCCUCAAGCGCCAAAGCUCCGUCGCAACUGUUACUACCGUCGAUCCUAAGACCUCCAGGAAGACGAGAAGUACUUUCGUUGCUGUCAAGGGUGCCCCGGAAACAAUUCAGAAGAGGCUUGUUAAUGUUCCGGCUGAUUACGAAGAGACUUUCAAGUACUUUACAAGGAAGGGUUCGAGAGUCCUUGCUCUUGCAUACAAGCAUUUGACCAGGGAUACUGAGCUUGGAUCUGGAAGGAUUAACGAGCUUAAGCGCGAGAACGUUGAGGAAGGCCUGUCUUUUGCCGGUUUCCUCGUCCUGCACUGCCCACUCAAGGAAGACGCCAAGGAAUCUGUCCGAAUGCUCAAUGAAAGCAGCCAUCGUGUUGUUAUGAUUACCGGCGACAACCCCCUCACUGCUAUCCACGUUGCAAGAGAGGUUGAAAUUGUGGAUCGCGAUGUUCUCAUUCUGGACGCCCCUGAGCACGAUGAUUCGGGCGAAAAGCUAGUCUGGCGCAGCGUCGACGAUCUGGUCGGUAUUCCUGUUGAUCCUACUAAGCCUUUGGACAAAGAAAUCCUUGCUUCGAAGGAUCUUUGCGUUACUGGUUAUGCACUUGCAAAAUUCAAGGACCAACCUGCACUCCUCUCUCUGAUUAGACACACUUGGGUUUAUGCUCGCGUGUCUCCAAAGCAGAAGGAAGAAAUUCUCAUGGGCUUGAAAGAGCUCGGUUACUACACACUUAUGGCUGGUGAUGGCACCAACGACGUUGGCGCACUGAAACAGGCUCACAUUGGAGUCGCGCUUCUUAACGGAACCAAGGACGACCUGACCAAGAUCAGCGAACACAUCAGAAAUAACAGGAUGAAGGAGGUGUAUGAAAAGCAGGUCGGUGUCAUGAAGCGCUUCAACCAGCCAACUCCACCAGUUCCUAUCUUGAUUGCCCACCUCUAUCCGCCAGGACCCUCCAACCCACAAUAUGAGAAGGCUAUGAUUCGUGAAGCAGAGAAGAAGGGUAUCACCAUCCCAACUGCAACCACUGAAGCUGUCCAAGAAAACGGAGUUGAAACUAUGACAUCCCCUGCCGCUCAAGCCCUUAUCGACGGUUCGCCCCACAAGCGUCAAGAACAAAUGAACAAGGCUGCAUCCCUCGCUGACCAACUAACUGCAUCCAUGAUGGAGUCGGAGCUCGAUGACGAGCCUCCGACUAUUAAGCUUGGUGAUGCCUCAGUUGCCGCUCCAUUUACUAGCAAGCUUGGCAAUGUUAUUGCUAUCCCGAACAUCAUCAGACAAGGUCGUUGCACUCUCGUUGCUACAAUCCAAAUGUACAAGAUCCUCGCACUUAACUGCCUCAUUAGCGCCUACAGUCUGAGUGUCUUGUACCUUGAGGGCAUCAAGUUUGGUGAUGGACAAGUUACUAUUAGCGGUAUGCUCAUGAGCGUUUGCUUCCUUUCGAUCUCCAGAGCCAAGUCUGUCGAGGGUCUUUCCAAGGAGCGCCCGCAGCCAAAUAUCUUCAACGUCUACAUCAUUGGUUCUAUCCUUGGCCAGUUUGCCAUUCACAUCGUCACUCUGAUCUAUAUCGCCCGUCUGUGUGAUACUAUUGCACCACGUGACCAAGAUGUCGACCUCGAGGGCGAAUUCGCACCAUCUCUGCUUAACAGCGCCGUCUACCUCUUGCAACUGAUCCAGCAAAUCUCGACCUUCGCAAUCAACUACCAAGGUCGUCCGUUCCGUGAGAACCUCUCCGAGAACCGUGGCAUGUACCUCGGCAUCCUCGGUGUAUCUGCACUCGCUUUCUCCUGCUCCACCGAGUUCAUCCCAGAGCUCAACGAGCAGAUGAAGCUUGUCCCAUUCACCUCCGACUUCAAAGUUCGCAUGACCGCGACCAUGUUGGUUGACUACGUCGGCUGCUACGCCAUUGAGAAGGGCCUUAAAUGGGGUUUCAGCGACUACAGGCCUAAGGACAUCGCCAUCAGGCGCCCGGAGCAGAUCGCCAAGGAGGAGGCGAGGAAGGUGGUGGAGGCUGUGGAGGCGAAGAAGAAGAAGGCAGAGGAUGCUGAGAGGAAGGAGAAGGAGACGAUUGAGAAGGCGGAGAAGGCCAUGGCGGAUCUGAGGGCUAGAUGGAGUAGGCAGUAGAUUAUGUGAUAGGGGUUGGGUAUACAUACUAUGAGAAGUUGAUAGAAUGUAAUGAUAGGC